Urocitellus parryii (Arctic ground squirrel) is the source of this 4416-nucleotide messenger RNA. The record is from RefSeq and is a predicted model, not a curated record. NCBI's taxonomy places the organism in Eukaryota, Metazoa, Chordata, Mammalia, Rodentia, Sciuridae.
AUCCAUGAAAAAUCUGAAGAGCUCUCUAUAGUAACAUCAGAAAAAGACAAAUUGUUUUCUGAAGUAGCUCAUAAGGAGAGUAGAAUUCAAGGUUUACUGGAAGAAAUUGAAAAAACUAAAGAUGACCUAACAACUACCCAGUUGAAUUAUAAAAGCACUGAGCAAGAAUUUCAAGAUUUUAAAACCCUUCAUUUAGAAUGUGAGCAAAAAUAUAAAAUGGUCCUUGAAAAGAAUGAGAGAAUGAAUCAGGAAAUAGGAAAUCUUUCUAAAGAAGCAGAGAAUCUUGGUUUAAGUUUGGAUGCUUUGAAGACUGAGCUUUCUCACAAAACUCAAGAGCUUCAGCAGAAAACAACUGAGGGUCAAGAAAGGUUAAAUGAAAUGGAACAACUGAAGGAACAAUUAGAAAGCAGAGAUUCUAGGCUGCAAGCUGUAGAAAAGGAGACAACACUGAUCACUGAGAAACUUCAGAAAGCCUUAGAAGAAGUGAAAACCUUAACCCAAGAAAAAGAUGACCUAAAACAACUCCAGGAGAGCCUGCAGAUUGAGAGAGACCAACUCAAAAGUGAUAUUCAAGACACUAUAAAUCAGAACAUAGAUUCACAAGAACAGUUACGAAGUGCUCUCGAGUCUUUGAAACAAUACCAAGAAACAAUUAAUACACUAAAAAUGAAAAAAUCUGAGGAAACUUCUGGGAACUCACUUUUAGAAGAAAAUCUAGGAAAAACUAAAGAUGAAUUUCAGCAAAAGGUAGGAGACAUAAAUAAGAAACAGAAUUUGGAAGCUAAAACAAGCCAGGCAUUAAUUGGAGACCUUAAGGAUAGUGAUGUGACUGAGCAACAGAAAAUGAUCUGUUCUUUAAUACAGGAAAAAAAUGAACUCCAACAAAUGUUGGAAAGUAUUACAGCAGAAAAGGAACAACUAAAGACUGACCUAAAGGAAAAUAUUGAAAUGACCAUUAAAAACCAGGAAGAAUUAAGAAUUCUUGAAGAUGAACUUAAAAAGCAACAAGAGAUAGUUGCACAAGAAAAGAACCACAUCAUGAAGAAAGACAAAGAGCUUUCUAAGACCUGUGAGAGACUGGCAGAACUUGAAGAAAAGCUAAAGGAAAAGGACUUAGAGAAACAAGAGGAACUAAGAAUCGCUCACUUGGAUCUGAAAGAGCACCAAGAAACUAUUGAUAAACUCCAAAGAACUGUUUCUGAAAAAAGUGAUGAAAUAUUAAAUAUGCAAAUGAACUUAGAAAAUGCAAAGACUGCCAUAAAAGCACAGAUCCAAGAACUUCGAGAGAAAGAACAUCAACUUCUUAAAGUAAAAAAUGACCUGAAGGAAAAUGUGUAUGAAACAGAGCAACUGAAGAAACAACUGGAAGCUCAGAACUCAGCUCUGGAGAGUUUAGAAUUAGAGAAGUUAAUGUUGACUCAGAAAAUAACUGAGAGCCUUGAAAAACUGAAACUUUUUACUGAGGAAAAUGAUGGCCUAAGAAUUGUGGAGGAAACUCUCAAAGUGGAACGAGACAAGCUGAGGGAAAACCUUAGAGAAACAGAAGCAAAAAGGAGUAGAGUGUGGAGGGAUAAGGACAAUCUGAAAAAGCAAGAAGAACUAAGAAUUGCUCACAUGGAUCUGAACGAGCACCAAGAAACUAUUAAUAAACUCAGAGGAAUUGUUUCUGAGAAGACAGAUGAAAUGACAAAUAUGAAAAUAGAUUUAGAAAAUUCAAAUGCCAGAUUAUAAGAAAAGAUUCAAAAGCUUAAGGGAAAUGAACAGAAACUUUUUAAAUUAAAAGAAGAUGUCAGUGAGAUACAGAAACAACUCAAGGAUCAAGGUUUAACUCUGGGUAAUUUGGCUCAGAAUCUUCAAGAUAACUUCGAAGAAAUGAAAUCUGUAAUGAAAGAGAGAGAUAAUAUAAGACGAUCAGAGGAGAUGCUCAAGCUGGAGAGAGACCAACUCAAGGAAAACCUGCAGGAUACCAUUGCUAAAGAUCUGGAGACACAACAGGAACUAAAACUUAUUCAUAUGUAUUUGAAAGAACAACAACAAACUAUUGAGAAAUUCAGAGAGAAAGUUUCAGUAAAGACAACUCAAAUUAUAAAUAUUCAAAAAGAUUUAGAUAAAUCAAAAGAUGAAUUACAGAAAAAGAUCCAAGAACUUCAGGAAAAAGACCUUCAACUUCUUAAAAUGAAUAAAGAUGUCAAUAAAAGUGAUAAAAAAAUGAAUGAAAUGGAACAUUUGAAGAGUCAAAUUGAGGCCCAAAAUGUAUCUGUGAAAACUGUGGAUAUGGAUAACUUGUGCUCUACUAAGAAACUUCAUGAAAAUCUUGAAGAAAUAAGAACUGUAGCUAAAGAAAGCAAUGAGCUAAGGAGGAAAAAGGAGUGUCUCAAAAUGGAAAGAGACCAGUUCAGAGAAAUCAUAAGAAAAAUGAUAGCUAGAGAUCAUCAGAACCACAAAGAGAUCAUAAAAUAUGAAAGAAGUUCACUGUGUGAUGGAGAAGAGCACAAUACAGAAAGCCUGAGAGAAAAGUGCUUCAGGAUAAAAGAGCUGCUGCAGAGAUACUCAGAGAUGGAUAAUCAUUAUGAGUACUUGAAUAAAUUGUCUUUUGACUUAGAGAAGGAAAUUGAAACCCAAAAAGAUCUUUCAAUUAGAGUAAAAGCAAACCUCUUACUUCCAUACCCACAAACAAAACAGAUCCAAAAACUUUUUGCUGCAAACCAGAGAUGUUCCAUGGAAUUCCAUAGAGUCAUAAAGAAACUAAAGUAUGUGUUAAGCUAUAUUACAAAGAUGAAAGAAGAACAACAUGAAUCCAUCAAUAAAUUUGAAAUAGCUUUUAUUGAUGAAGUGGAAAAGCAAAAUGAACUCCAAAUUAAAAUACAACACCUUCAACAGGAUUAUGACAUACCAUCCAAAGAAUUAAGGCACUCCAAACUGAACCAGAGUUUGGAUCUACAUAUUGAGGAAAUUCUCAAAGAUUUCUCAGAAAAUGACUUCCCCAGCAUAAAGACUGAAUUACAAGUAUUUAGUAACAGGAAAAAAAUGACUCAGGUUUUGGAAGAGUGGUUAAAUACUCCUUUUAAUAUAGAAGAACUUAAAAAUAGCAUCCAGAAAGAAAAUGAUAGCAUUUGUCAAGUGAAUUACUUCUACCAUAAUAAAAUAACUGGUAUAAUAAAUGAAUCAACAGAGUUCGAGGAAAGAAGUGUAACCCGAUCAAAAGAAUGGGAACAUGACCUGAAAUCAAUAAUAGAGAAAAAUAAAAAACUGUUUGAAGACUACCAAACUUUGACAGUCUCCCCAAUAUCUGGUGCCCAGGCUAAUCCUAUUGUACAAGACAAUAAAAAUCCUCAUGUUACAUCAAGAGCUGUACAACUAACAGAGAGAAUUCAGGAACUGGAAAAUUCCUUACGUGAAGCUAAAGAAAGUGCUGUACAUAAGGAAAGCAAGAUAAUAAAGAUGCAGAAAGAACUUGAAAUGACCAAUAACAUUAUAGCAAAACUUCAAGCCAAAAUUAAUGAAUCAAAUAAAUGUCUUGAAAAAACAAAAGAAAAGAUGCAAGCACUUCAGGACCAAGUUGCUUUAGGAGCCAAACCCUAUAAAGAAGAAAUUGAAGAUCUCAAAACAAAGCUGGUGAAAAUAGACUUAGAGAAGAUGAAAACUGCCAAGGAAUUUGAGAAGGAAAUUCAUUCUACAAAAGCCACUAUAGACUAUCAAAAAGAAGUGAUAAGAGUAUUAAGAGAAAAUCUGAGAAGAAGUCAACAGGCCCAAGAUGCUUCAAUGAUAUCAGAACAUACUGAUUCUCAGCCUUCAAAUAAGCCCAUAACCUGUGGUGGUGGCAGUGGCAUCAUACAAAGCACAAAAGCACUUAUUUUGAAAAGUGAAUACAUAAGGCUAGAAAAGGAAAUUUCUAAGUUAAAGCAGCAAAAUGAGCAACUAAUAAAGCAAAAGAAUGACCUGCUGAGCAAUAAUCAGCAUCUUUCCAAUGAGGUCAAAACUUGGAAGGAAAGAACCCUUAAAAGAGAGGUUUGCAAAGAAGUAACUUGUGAGAAUUCUCCAAAAUCUCCCAAAGUGACUGAAACAGAUUCUAAAAAGAUACAAAAUAUACCAUCUCAAUACAAGGAACAAAAUGUACAAAAUCCAGUACCAAAGGAAUCUCCAAAAUCUUGGUUUUUUGAUAACCGAUCCAAGUCUUUACCAGCACCUCGUCCAGUUCGUUAUUUUGAUAACUCAAGUCUCGGCCUUUGCCCAGAGGAACAAACCAUAGGAGCAGAAUGUGUGGAUCCUAAGCCAGGUCCUUGGUACACCUCCGGAAAAGAUGCACCCCAGUGCAAAACUCAGUAGGCUCCCCUCUGUCACUUUUCUGGAGGCCUUGCAUUCCAUGUUUGGAAAUGAUGCUGUUACUAUGUGUGUCUAUUCAUGGCAGUGAUGUCA